Molecule: messenger RNA, 1395 nt
Organism: Dacryopinax primogenitus
Lineage: Eukaryota; Fungi; Basidiomycota; Dacrymycetes; Dacrymycetales; Dacrymycetaceae
Exons: 3
Coding region: 1-1395 (464 amino acids)
Source: RefSeq, a predicted model, not a curated record
AUGGAGAAAACUUCAUCUGUGGGGAAGCUCGAGGCCCUCGCAGGUGAUCUUGCAUUUGUGAAAAUGGAGACUCCCAGCGUACCACUCUCCGCAAGCUUGAAGCACACCAACACAGGCAGUUCUAUCCUCUCCCUUCCUUCGGAGUUGCUCAGACAGGUAGCUCUGGAAGUCCGAUGGCAGAAUAUUCCCGUAUCUUUCGAUCCCAGCCGGGACGACUUUACGCUCUCAGCCUCGAAGACGCGGUUCAACGUGAACCGGUUCUCCCUCUGCUCGCUCCUACAAACAUGUCGCUAUAUCAGUCGGUGCUGCGAUAGGGUACUGUACGACGCCGUCGAGGCAUGUAUGAAGAACCCCGCUUGGGGGAAGCACGAGAUGUGUGGCGGCUCCUUGCCCUUGCUUUUGCGUACGCUAGAACAUAGGCCCGAUCUGGCAAGUGUAGUCAGAGCCGUCGCGUUCAACCUCGACGGCGCCGCUAACGAGUGGGAGGAGUCCUCUUCUGGGCGGAAAGCCGCUCGUAGGCUCCUUGAACUCUGCAGGAACGUGCACUCUAUCUACUGCGACACGCUCCCCCCUGGUUUCCUCCUAGAAGCGGACGUACAGGGGCUCAGAGCAGCAGCAACGACAUUCCGACCGGAGCUCUUCGGCCCGUGCGGAACAGCGUACUUCAGCCUGCUGGAGAACCUCGUAAUAGAAGACGUGUACUUCACUGGGGCCUCCUCGUUCUCUCGCCUAGCCCUGCCAAAGCUGAAGCACCUUUCCCUCCUCCGCUGCUUGCAACAAGGUGCUACGCUCCUCCCUUCCGCACUCAGCGUUCCAGCAGAAGAGCUAGAAGAACUCUUUAUUCACAAGUUGGACGACACCUCGGGGCACUACCUCGCGUUCCACCAUGCCCAGCUGUACGGUUCCAGACUGAGGAGCCUCACCCUCUGCGGCUGGGGGCUCAUGCACUCGAUCAACGAAGCGCACGCGGAACUGUGGAAUCUCCUGCCUGCCCUAAGCUUACUAGUCAUAAGCAGGGAUCACGUGCUGAAGCUCGUAGGCGUGUGGGUACACAUGCCCUCGCUGCAGACGCUCAUCCUUGCCGAUCUGGACUACGGCACCCCCCCGUUUGCCCGGACGUGGAGGCAGCUCCUGGAGCACGAGCUGACGAGAGCGAACGUUGCCCCCAUGCCGAGGAGUAUCUGUUUGUGGGAGAGGAAGCAAGGGAUGACGUUUGACAUUUCUCAGACUGGGAAUGAGAGCUUUGCGUGUGGGACACGAGAGAUACCUGUAAGCCGGGGGAGGGGUCGACAUCCGCGUUCGACGUAUGAGACUAGCACGGAGGUCGCUUUGGAUUUCACGUCCAACGAGGACGUUAUCGAUUUGGAUAUUCAAUAUCAGUCGAUGGCAUGGUGA